Molecule: messenger RNA, 2059 nt
Organism: Aethina tumida (small hive beetle)
Lineage: Eukaryota; Metazoa; Arthropoda; Insecta; Coleoptera; Nitidulidae
Exons: 5
Coding region: 194-964 (256 amino acids)
Source: RefSeq, a predicted model, not a curated record
CGACGAGCGAGUUUUCAGUCUCUCCUGAAACGUGUGGAGGUGCUGUUGUCCCGACUGCCGUGGCCCGAUACACGUGACUCGCGUUCUAUACCAAGACGCGUUUUGGAGUGAUUCACACAAUAAUAACAACAAAUUUAUCGCUAAAGAAAUACAUAUAUUUUUUUCAUCGCGGUACCCGAUCCUGUGGUUUACUAUGUACAAAGUGGUAUUGCAGUUGAAGAGCAGUUUUGCCUUGUUUUCAGCGCUUUUUAUAACAUUAUUAACAUUCGUCAAAGUAAAAGGUGAAGCAUGUGGCCUGGAGGAGCUGAUGAAGUGCGCCAAACCUCUAUCGGUGCUGACGGAUUCCGGUCUCACCUUCGUCUCAAGCAAGGCCGAUUUGGACAAAAUAUGCCCGGACUUAAAAAUGGCCAUACGCUGCAUACACUCUUACACAAGACAUUGUAUGACACCUAACCACACCAGGCACUUCAAGAAAUUAUUCCACGGCACCAACGUGGUGGUACACGACUUGUGCAAGAACGGCACGUACCAAGAGGAAUAUUUGAGACACGCACCGUGCAUGAAGCAAGUGGAACCGGAGACCGAGGUAUGCUUCAAGAGAUACUCGAAGGCUAUGAAAGAGAUCCAGGCCAACACGCCGCCCACCGACAUCAACGUUGAUGAGAAGGACCUAGUGAGUUACCAGAAGAAGAAACGCGAAGCCGCCGACGAAGGAAUCAAAAGUGUUUGUUGCUCGUUCCAGGAAUACGUGGAGUGUUCGACACAUUCAAUAAGGCGAACCUGCGGCGAAGACGCGGCGGAGUUCAGUCGGAAGUUCCACGACAAAAUGUCUCUGCAGAUGAUACAGAUGCAUUGUACCGAAUAUGGUAGAACAGAAUGCGGAUUAGUAGCGUCUUCUACAAGCAUCAAACAUUCUUGGACAGCUCUUGCAGUAACAUUCCUGGUGGCUUACCUGAUACGAUAGAAAUAAUCGGAAAAAAACAUUCUGUUGGAACAAUAGGAGGAUUAUCUUUUAAAACAUCCAUACAAAUACGGAUUUUAUAAUUGCAUUUAGCGUGGUGUAAGAUUUUUAGGAUUCUCUCAUUAUCAAGUCUCUCUAAUUUGUUUUACUUGCGGAUACUCUGUAUUGUUUUUGUGCAGUUGGUUCUCACGCGGCACCAAGACUGUACAGACUUAACAAAAAUUGUGUUCAUUUUUGUAUAUAAAUAAGGAAAAAUAAUACUUAGCAAAUUAGGCAAUAGAGUUAAACAUAAAGACUGAUAGAUAAUAACUUGUUUUUCCUUAUUUAUCAUAUCGGAAUUUUGUGAUUUCACUGUAAAAAUUGUACAUAAAAUCAUUAUUUUUGGGAAAGAUGCUAUAGAACUAUUUGUUGGAUAGUUGAAACGACUCUAUGUUGUAUUAUUAUUGUUACACCAAAAACUAAAAUAAAUCACAAAAAUACACUUACAGCCACUAAAGACACGAGGUUUAGCUAGGGGUAUAAUGUAGGUAACUUUAUCUAGUCUCUUAACAAAAAAAUAAUUUGUGAUAGAUGUCACAUACCUGUAACAUCUGACGGUGAAACUUGCAUCAUCUUAGAGGUGAAUCUCAUCAGUUGGAACAAUUAAUAAUAAAAGUCUGUACUCCAAAAGUUUCUAUUUAUAACUUAUUCAAAUUACAAUCGGCUUGAUUGCUUUUUGUAAGUCAUUUGUCGAUCCAGAUUCACUUCUUUGCGGAGAACUUGCAACAAAUGACAUAUCGCGCGAGUUUUCUCCAAAGAAGUGACGGUUAAGUUCCUAAUUAUUUAUCGACAAAUGUACUCAAACGUUAUAUUAAUUAUUUAUUAAUUUAUUUUGUUAUAAAUUGUCGCAAACAUUCAUACCAUUCCUGCAUCAUUUUAAUUUCUUUUUUCUAAUUUUUUCUCAGUUGUGUACCACCCGUCCACUAAUAUUUAUCGGUAGUGCGAAUUGUAAAUAAUAAUAGGCAACUCAAAAGACAUGUUAUCGAAUUGUGGUUUUAUUAUAAAGUAUUAAAAAUUUAAAGAGAAUUAUAGAUCAAUAAAAAGGUAUUUUAAAUAUAA